ACACCUCCCUUCCAGCGAGGGACCCAGCACGAAGGCGAAAAAGGGAAGUUCAUGGAGAUGGUGAAGCCGCAAGAAUCGCAAGCAUCCCCACGGGUCUGGAUGGACAUGCCUAAUUGGGACAAGUGGGGCGGCGAAUUCCCCUUGCGGUCUUCCUCCUCCGUUUCGGGGUCCGAGGAACGCGAGGAUAAGCGUUGCAAAGCAGCUCGAUUGCCGAGAGACGUAAUAUGGGUCUUUCAUCCCAUCAACAUAUCUGUUUCCGUAUAG
This is a messenger RNA of Aspergillus niger, 264 nucleotides long. RefSeq lists its product as hypothetical. The record is from RefSeq and is a predicted model, not a curated record. The transcript has 2 exons. NCBI's taxonomy places the organism in Eukaryota, Fungi, Ascomycota, Eurotiomycetes, Eurotiales, Aspergillaceae. The annotation marks the transcript as partial.